AUGCGAGUAAACACGACUUUCCAGCUCUUGGUUUCCGCCGCUCUGGCCUCCGCUCUGGCACCAGGUCUUCAACUUGCCUACUCGUUGGAGAGGCCAACGCAGGGUAUCAGCAUAUCGGCAGAUGGCCGCAAAUUUCUAUCCCAGCGCUACUCUUUGACAGACCCUCCUCAAGCCGUGGAGCUCAUUAACGGGAACACAACUGUUCUCUAUCCCAAUGUUGCGUGGAACUCUUACAAUGCUAGCAACUCCAGCUCAGACCCUCGAAAGACUUUUGUCAGCAUCGAUGGCGCACGUAUUGGACCUGACGGACGGUACUGGUUGGUUGAUGGUGGGUCGACCGGGGUCAAUGGUUCUACCAAGCUGGUUGGCGUCAACCUGACCACCGAUUCGGUUGACAAGAUCUACUAUCUGAGCAGCAUCACGGGCUCGGAGGGAGAUAUCGAUGAUGUUCGCUUCAACGCUGCGCAGACGGUCGCGUAUCUCAGCGACACAUCAGGGGCAUUGGUCGUGCUCGAUCUAGGUACUGGCAAAGGCGUUCGCGUGCUUGCAGAGGAUUCUACGGCUCAAGCGUGGUACCCUAUGAUGUACAACGGUACCCUUGUUCCUGGGUAUGGGCAAGCUGGCAGCACGCUUUCAGUUGGUCUUGAUCAGAUCGAGGUAUCUCCAGAUGGGAAGUACCUCUAUUACCAGCCCUGCAAUGGUGGACUCUACAAGGUGGAAACUGCUUACGUCGACGCAACCCUUACGAAUGCUACACUCGCGGGUUCUUUGGGCGACUAUGCUGAGCCUGUCACCUUGACACCCAGUACUGGCGGCACUACCAUCGAUGCGGACGGUAAUAUCUAUGUCAGCGAUACGAAUUUGCUGGCAAUCUGGAUGGUCACACCGGAAGGCCGUGCGACAAUCUUGGUGCAAGAUGAAGCCUUGCUCUGGACCGAUUUGAUGUGGGUCACAUCGGACAAGAAACUUUGGCUACCAGCUUCGCAGAUGAGGCCUGGCGGUGACGGCCUCAUGGCUUCAGGACCGAACUACAUCUUCACCUAUCCAAUUGAUGCUGGACCUUCGCCAAUUGACCAUGCCUGA
Zasmidium cellare ATCC 36951 is the source of this 1083-nucleotide messenger RNA. RefSeq lists its product as uncharacterized. The record is from RefSeq and is a predicted model, not a curated record. Bases 1 to 1083 code for a protein of 360 amino acids. The transcript has a single exon. Lineage: Eukaryota; Fungi; Ascomycota; Dothideomycetes; Mycosphaerellales; Mycosphaerellaceae.